AUGACGGAGCGCAUGUUGGCAGAGUGCCGCUCACUGGGACCCACUGCCCAGUGCAUAAAAUUUCUCGGGCUGACGACUUCCUCGGAAAUAGUCGCCGAUACGUCGAUUCAUGGAAAAAAAGCAUGUUUUUUGGAAGGCGACGCGCUGCACAAGGCAAUGACAAAGGGAAUCGCCGACACAUACGUUGUGAAUUUUCACGACCUGCCAGUUUCGAGUGCAACGGGCUACCAGGCCACAUCCAUCAAAGGCACGACGGCGGCCCAAGUGACAGCCAAAGCAGUGCACUUAGCUUUUAUAUCAACGAACGCAUUGACAAGAAUGCCUCCUGAAACUCUGCGAGAUUGGAGAGCAAUUCGUCAGGUGGCAAGGUGCAGCAAGCCCGCUUGCGUGCCGCACGUGGCCAAGGAAGGGCGUUGUGCCUCGAAGUGA
Messenger RNA from Prorocentrum cordatum, 429 nucleotides. The record is from the annotation of a GenBank genome assembly. NCBI's taxonomy places the organism in Eukaryota, Dinophyceae, Prorocentrales, Prorocentraceae.